Molecule: messenger RNA, 3782 nt
Organism: Schistosoma rodhaini
Lineage: Eukaryota; Metazoa; Platyhelminthes; Trematoda; Strigeidida; Schistosomatidae
Source: the annotation of a GenBank genome assembly
UUAUAACGGUUAUCGAAGUAAACGAUUAACGAAUCGCGACACUACAACCUAAUAGCUUCAUGAUUGCGAAAUUUAUGCCUCUCAUAUGUAUUUAUUUUAUGUGGUCUGACUUGAGUACAUCGAUUAAAAAAUCCGCUUGUUAUGAGACCGUGUAAACUGGUGUAGACAAUUCUUUAUGUUAAAUAUUCCAUGUUAUACCACUCCAUCUUCUUCUGUUUGAUUAGAUUUUGGUGAAGAUUUAAGAAUCAACUUAAAGUCAGUGUAUUUAACACCUCUAGCCACCUAUUUGACCUAUUUAAAAUGCCCCGUAUUCUUUAAUUAUCUUCACAUUGCUUGAUAAUGCUGUUUGUAUCUUCUAGUCCGUUUGGAAUUAUCCUACAUAAACUACUAAUAUUUGAACAGCACGUGAUCGGUAACCUUAUUCUCUGAAGUAAGCAUGUAGUGAAAAUAAAUUUCAUCGCAGUUACUAAACUGGUCAUUACAAAUAUCAAUUCUUUGUAGAUUACCACUGUAUAAAGAGAUUUCAAGUGCAAAGUAUUCGGAAAUAGAAUGUGCAUUCUUGGGAAUCUUUUUAGUUCAUAAAGAUGCUUAUAAUAACCCCCAUUUUAUUUUCUAAAUUUGUAGAUGUUUAGAUUAAAAAAGGCACAUUUAUUUAUAAGCUAAUUGUGUUUUGUAAUUGAAAUGAGUCAAUUAAGUAUUCUAACUGAAUCAGAAUUUAAUCGAAUACAAAAUAGUGUAGAAAAUGUAAAUGAGGAUUUCAAUAAUGAUCUAGAUCUUGGUAGCAAUAACGACGAAAUUAAUUUAUCCGAUAGGAUUCAACAGGAAGAAAAUGAUGCAUUCAUAGAAACUAAUAGUUUAGAUGGAUUUCACAGAAGUCGAGAAUUUCAAGAAUUAAAUCCACUCUACCUACCCGAUAAUUAUGAUAAACUUCCAGAAUCUUUCGAUAUAUCUACAUUUCCACUGUCACAUAAGCAAAAUAAUUUGAAAGAAUCACAUCUUUUAGAGUAUUGUGAAAAUUUUUGUCGACAAUAUGCUCAUCUAUGUCCUGAUCGAACAAAACUAUUUCUGAUACCAACGAAUGAAUGUGAUAUACAGAAAUUUGUUUGUACUACAUUGAGUAAGACAUAUUUAAAUUAUCCUGAAUUAUACUUAUGGUAUGAGGCAGCUAAGUUUGUGGCUGAUUUUCUCAACUUUGUACCACUUGUUCCAUCAACUGAACUGCCUAAAAGACUUUUAAGUCCAAUGACAACAGUCAACUUGCAAAAGGGUACUUGUUUUGAAUAUGCUACAUUAUUAUGUUCACUCUUAAUAGCUGCUGGUUAUGAUGCAUAUAUAGUCAGUGGUUACGCAACCAGAGAAUGCUGUUAUAUGGAUGAAACUAGAGAGAUAUGUCCAUAUCUUAUUGGAGAUGUGAUAAAAGAAACUAAUAAUGAUAUGAAAAGUGAAAAACUUGAACCAAAACGAUAUACUAUCAAACCAGAAAAAGACUUAACAUCAAAAUAUGAACACGCUAUGACAAUGAAAGACUUACAGGUUGAAGCGGAACGUGUUAAACAAGCCAAAAAAGAAGCAGAACUGGUUGAAGAAGAACGUUAUAAACCAACUGUUGAUCCAUUAUUUGGUCUUAGAAUACAUGCAUGGAUUUUAGUAUUACCUGGUAAACGUGAAGUGCCUGAAGCAUUUUUCAUUGAAACAUUGACAGGUCUUGCUAAGCCCUUAGAUUGUUCGAUGUAUCUAGGUAUAGAAAGCUUGUGGAAUGAUCAUAAUUAUUGGGUGAAUAUGCAAGAUUGUUCAACUGGUAUAUCCCAUUUAAAUUAUAAUCUAAGUGAUGGUUUGUGCUGGGAAUAUUUAUUACCUAAUGAUAGAUUAUCUGUCGAAGGAACAGGAUUUUCAAGUAUUCAACGGCCAGAUAUGUUCAAUGUACAAUCAACAAUGAACAGUAAAACACCUAUUAUUAGUCAGCUAGCAUCACCUUUAUUAAUCGUACCCAAUUCAUUAAAAUCAAAAGACAAUAACUAUAAUUCAAGUUUCAAUUUAAAUGAUAAUGAUGCUCAUGGUCUAACUGAUAGUAUUCAUCAAGUUCGAGGAAAUUUACACGUUAAAUUAUUAGGUAAUUCACAAAACAAACCAUUACUAUUAGAUUUACCACCAUCAUGGACCUUACCAAUUCAGAUCGAACAAAAAUUAUUUAAAUUACGCUAUCCAAAUGGUUUUAAAAAGAGACUGUAUAAAUAUUCAAUUGUAGAAAACUUUGCGCCAUAUUCACAAUCCGAUGGUUUAAUUUUAAGGUUAACAAUUUUUCAAGAUCGUGAAUUAACCAAUCCUACUGAAGUUAGGGAAACUUAUGCUAAUCGUAAAGAUAAACUAAUCAGUCGUAGUACGGUAUUGAGAACGAAUUGGAUUGUCGAGAAAUUUGAUCAUGGUCGUCAAACUAGUCAUUUGGCUGAACAUGGUUAUUAUAAGACACAACAAGGUGUACAUACCAUACGUUAUAUGAUAUUUGAUCAUGAUGCUAGAAUUGAUGGCCUGUAUAAACGUGAACAAACAUUCAGUACAAUGAUAGAACAUUUCAAAGAUAGACAUGAUCACCUUUAUUAUCGUGAAGUACAUUUCAGUGCUAAAAUCAAGAAAUUUGGUCCAGCACCAACUCAAAAUAAAGAUAAUCCAGAUGCAUUUGCAUUAUCUACAACCAGCCAAUCAAAUAUUGAUAAAAUCAUUGAGAGAUUUACACGUAACGAAGAAAUUGAAGCAGAUGAAGAUAUCGCUGAAAAAAUAUUUAAUAUAGCUGAAGAAAGAAUCUCGCUUACCUAUCAUGUUGGUAAAGAACGUAUUGUUCCGUGUACUAGAGAGUUUAUUAAACCAUCACCUUCAAAUGACAGAAGAGAUAGUAUCCAACUUUAUCCAGACACACAUGUGGCAUUUCAAGUAAAUUUAUUAUCUAAACCUAAAUCCCAAAUUGAAAUUUAUAAUAUGCUUAUUGAUUUAUUAAAAGAAGAAAAUGAUUCUAUAGAAACAGUAUAUAAAUCUAUACAUGAAAUAUAUUCAAUAUUAAAUGAACGUACUAUUGAAGAUUUACAUGUUAUCUUAGAUAUGGAUCCAUUUGAUACAUUACAUAAUAUAGAAGCUAAUCAAUUACGUAUAGAAUUAGAGAAAUUAGCUGAAAAUGAACAAAAUUCUAAUUCUAAUAAUCAUAAUAAUGAUAUAGAAUAUGAUUAUUUAGAACCAUAUUUGAUACAAUUUAAUAAUGAUAAUAAUGAUAGUAAUGGUAAUAACAAAUUGACAAUUGAACAAGCUUCAAUAGUAUAUAAUGAUUGUUUAAAUGAAUUAAAACAACAAUUAAUUAAUAAAGCAAAUAUUAUACAAUUAAAUUAUGAAAAAUUAAUUGAAAAUUUAUUAAAUAAACAAAAAUGGUAUCAAUUAAAUCAAAUUAAUUUAAAUAAACAAAAUGAACAUGAUUAUUUAAUAGAUUGUAAUGAAUUAUUAUUUAAAAUUCAAACAUUAGAAUCAUUAUUAUUAGAUCAUAAAUUAAAAGCUAAAGAAAAAUAUAAAGAAUUAGAAAAGAAACUAAAAGCAGAUCCAAGACUUAGUGAAUUAUCAUCAUAAUCAUCAUUUAAAAUGAGUUAAUUGAUUAUUAUUAUUAUUAUUGUUUUUUUCUUUUUUUCUUUUUCUCUUUUUUUCUUUCUUUGCUUCUUGUUGUUGUUGUUGAGGAUGUUUUGGCUAUUUAUAAAUGAAUGUAGAUAAUAAUAAAGUGAAAUAGUAAAGAAAUCAAUUCAAAGAAUGAA